AUGACAAAGUAUGCAUCAUUUGCUUCGUCUCUAAACAAUGUUCUCCAUCGGGAUUUAAAAGCUGCGAACAUUUUGAUUGAUAAAAACGGCAUUCUUAAAAUAGCAGAUUUUGGUCUGGCUCGAACAACUGUUGCCUCUCUUCGUCCUGAUCGCCCAACACGUUAUACUGGACGAGUUGUUACUUUGUGGUAUCGACCUCCUGAAAUUCUCCUAAAUGACCGCCAUUAUGGAAAGCCUGUAGAUAUGUGGGGUGCUGGUUGUAUUAUGGCUGAAUUAUGGACAAAGUAUCCUAUUAUGCAGGGGGACAACGAAAUUAGUCAGUUGAACCUUAUCAUUAAUCUCUGCGGAUCUAUAACACCUGAAAUAUGGCCAGGUGUAGAACGUUUGGAAACAUUUAGAGAAGCUCGUCUACCUCAGGACAUUAAACGACAUGUUCGAGAGAAAUUGACCCCCAAAAUUUCUUCGCUUGCUGCUGUAGAUCUCAUUGACCAAUUACUUGUCUUAGAUCCCAGCAAACGUCUUGAUGCUGAGCAGGCGCUUUCACAUGACUACUUUUAUGAAGAUCCUCCAGUAGGUGACUUGCGAUCUUUUUCCAAAUCCGGGACAUCUUAUCUGGAAUUCUUGUCGUCAAAUAACGCUCGUGGUCGUAUGUUACAAGGAGCAAAUCGUCCAGGAAUCGUACGUGGUCCAGUUGUCGGGCCUGGGCAGCAAAUGAAUUAUCUUAAUGGGCCUGGCAUCAUGCAUCCUAAUCGUCGUCCACCUAUACCAGAUGACAAUUCGUAUUAUGAGCGUGUUUUUUAGUUUGGUGUGCUUGUCUG
Schistosoma intercalatum is the source of this 818-nucleotide messenger RNA. The record is from the annotation of a GenBank genome assembly. Lineage: Eukaryota; Metazoa; Platyhelminthes; Trematoda; Strigeidida; Schistosomatidae.